CGUCGUCGUGAGCAGGUUGGAAAAACGAGCGGGAAAACUCGCGCUGCCCAUCGCUGUCCCGGGAAAACCAUGUGCGUUUGGAUGAAUUCGCAUUGCUAUAUGGUGAAGAAUCAUUAUCAAAACUUGGCUGUUUUUGGGUGAAAGGUUUUUGUGAAAUUGAUAAACUGGAUUUAUGCUCAAUUCUGCACCUAAACGAUCGAGCCAUUCAGAAAUUUGUGCACUGAAGACGUCAAUUAAACGAGGAAAAACUCCGUGUAAUUAAAAAGCAUCUAGAAAAGUUGGAAAUAGUGCAGUAGACUCCCAGAUAAGCUGGCAGCAGUGAAACGGUGAAAAAGCAUACCACGGUGGUUGUAAUUUGCUCAAAUUCUACUAUUGCAUGCCAAAGUAAUCCGUCGUCCUGGCUAGUGAACGUUGCGCUCAAAUUGGUUGUAGCACGGAAAGUUGCACGUGGUCCGGUUUAGUGUAACGGCGGAAUCGACAGACGGAACGGGGCCGGUUGGUUGAUGACGUUACGAAAAGUUCCUGAUGGUUGGAAUGAUUGCUUGAUGAACUUUAUCAGACUCAUUCCAUCGACAGCACACUGCACCGAUCCGUGCGUUUUUGCUCAUUCAAGGACGUCAACCUGCCAGAUCCAGAAGACUUGCCUACACUAAGAAGGUUAAUCAGAGAAAGACAGGAUUUGUUUACAGCUGCAACUGCACUUGAACUUGGACGAUAGCAGAGCACAAAAAGAAAACUUCUGCAAAACCACAGACAGAUAAAUCAGUCGACUUCAUUCGCAGAAACGAAGUCACCCUGAAGAGCAUUUCGCGUCGGUUCAUCUGUCAAGUAUUUAGAAAACCACAAAAGAUAUAAUCCUCAAAGCGAAGAAGCAAAGUACAGUCUAAGUGAAACUGUAGUUACAACUUUGUAAAACCAAAACAGCCACGACCGGAUUAAACUGAUUUGAUGUACUAUAAAUAAAAAAAGAGCAGCAGUGAAGAACGAGGACAAGACAAAUUGUGCUAAUAAAAUAACAUCAUACCGUGGCUCAGUGGAUGGCUGUACGGGCACUUGCACACCGAGCAGUGAAAACGAUUUGAAUCCAGUGGGCCAGAGGGAGAGAGAGAAAGAGGGAGAGAGUGAAAAAGCUCAGACAUUUCCCUUUAGAAUUGCGGUUGAGUGACUGAGGAACAACCACCCACCCAUCGCAGGAACCGCAAAAAAAAAACAGCACAGCCAGCCAUGAGGAUUAGCGAGUGUGUUGAUAUCAGGACCGUCGUUCACGUGGCAUUUGUCGCCAUGGCAGUGUCCGUAACACAGGUCACCACCGAAGAAUGUGGCCAGGAGGAAUUGGUCCAGUGUACCAAACCGCUACAAGUACUCUCCGCUACCUCAGAGCUCUCGUUCGUCACAAAAAAGGAGGAACUGGAUAAACUUUGCCCUGACCUUCACAAGGGUCUACAUUGUAUAAGAAGCUACACGCGACGCUGUAUGAACAUCCAGCAGAGGGAGCAUUUCAACAAGCUGUACCACGGCACUAACGAGGUCAUACACGAGCUCUGCGAGGAAGGACCUUAUCAGGAAGACUUUCUUAGACAUGCACCCUGCAUGCGACACGUCAAGAAGGACUACGAAGUGUGUGCGGUCAGCUAUCAGAGCACAAUGGCCAAGAUUGGACAGACGGUGGCACAUACCACGGUGAGGCCCCCGGUGCAACCGGCGACGCCCAGUGCAACCAUGUCUUCCUCGAUGAACGACGUGCAACAGCAGCACCAGCACCAACAUCAUCAGCACCACCAACAUCAACAUCAGCAUAGCAACAGCACCAGAAGUGCUGAGGAUGCGGAAGAGGAACGACUCAAAACUGUUUGCUGUGCGUUCCACAAGUACACGCAAUGUUCCGAGUUCACGGUCCGUCACACGUGCGGAGACGAAACGGCGCUGUUCACUCGGAGAUUCCUCGACAAAAUGUCCAACACGCUGAUGAGGAUGCACUGCGUUGAUUACACGCCGGAAAACGGAAAAUGCCGGGAUUAUUUCAGCUCGCAUUCGACACGUGCCCAGCUAGCGUCGACCUCUCUGAUGACCACCCUACUGGCUCUUCUGCUAGCCAUAACUAGCCGGCUGUUCAACCCGAGCGUGCUAAUUUAAUCGGCGGCCAGCGGACUGUCGAAUUCACUCAACACAGCAGCUACUAUAGGGAAGGUGCACUAUUGCAAACUAGUGGCUAGUAUUAACAAAAAAAUCUAUAUAGGUACAGGAUAUAUAGGAAAAUCUAUAGUUGCACGGAACCUAUUUUGUGAUCGACGCGAGUGAGGAUCUAAGCGUGUGAAUGGGAAAUAGAUUGGGAGAGUGCGAAAUAGGGAAUGAACAUGAAUAAAUUAAAACCAGAAAGGGAAACCGAGCUA
Ochlerotatus camptorhynchus is the source of this 2390-nucleotide messenger RNA. RefSeq lists its product as uncharacterized. The transcript has 7 exons. NCBI's taxonomy places the organism in Eukaryota, Metazoa, Arthropoda, Insecta, Diptera, Culicidae. Bases 1225 to 2133 code for a protein of 302 amino acids. The record is from RefSeq and is a predicted model, not a curated record.